GAUCCACUCCUUGUGCAACUCCGUAGCCAUGGCGUUGCCGCGUCCACUGGUGGAGGUGCUGAAUGAGGAUGCGCUGAUUCGCAUUUGCCGCUAUCUUCCGGCCCGGCCUUUGCUGGACCUGGGCGCCACAUGCGCGGAGUUUCAUCACCGCGCCCAGAACUCGGCGGAGCUGUGGAAGGAUCUGUGUGCCUUCCUCCUGGGCGACACCACGCUGCUCUUGCACGAGGCUGCCUGGUCAGAGGACGGCGACAGGGCGGGCUUCUACCAGCGCCUCUUCCGGGCGGCGUGGAGCUGUGAGGAGUUCUGCUACGACCACCAGAUGCGCCGGAGCUUGCUGGCGUCGCUGACCAAAGAGGAGGCGGAGAUGCUGUGCAUGUCCGGGCACACCUCCGAGAGCCUGGGGCACUUGGUGCUCCAGAUUGGCGGCAUGCGGAACAAUAUUGCGGCGGAAGACGUGGUAAACGUCACGGUCAUGAACCUGCGUAGCUCCCAGAUCUUCCGGCCGCACCUCACCGCGGACUCGCUGAAGCCUCUGCAGCGCAUGCGCCACGCCAGCUGCGUGGUGCGGCCCUGCCUGCCACAGUCCGCCUUUGAUGAGACCAUCCUGGUGCUGGGCGGGCACGAUGCCAACACCCGGUCCAUCAGGCUGGGUAUGCCCCGACCCUCGCUGCAGCGCUUGCUGUUUCUCCAGGUCGCAGAGGAAGAUGGAUCCCAGAUCCGCUGGAGUGAGCAGCCGGCCUUCGGCACAAUCCCAGAAUACAUGUACAACUUGGCUUGUGCCUCCUUUGCCGGAGGGCAACGAGUGUGCGUCUUUGGAGGGGACAUCCCCACCAUAGACGAGGAGUACGAGCGGAUCCAAGACCGGACAUGCUGCAGCUUCGUGUAUGUCCUGGACCUUCCGAGUUCCACCUGGACCGCGGUGCGCACCCGCGGCCCGGCCCCCGACUGGCGCUCCUUCCACGCGGCGGUGGCCCACACCUCGCUCUUGGAUGGCAAGGACUACUUCAUCACUUUCGGGGGCACCGAUGAGCACUGCGAGCCAUUGGCAGGGGGCAACCUGGCGGAUAUGCGGGGCUACCAGCUGGACCUCACGACCUUUUGCUGGCAGGCGGGUCCGCGAGAGCACCUGCCGGCGCCGCGCCUGCGCUUCGGCGCCGCGCGCUUCGGGCGGCACCUGCUGAUCCACGGAGGACACGGCAACAUGCUGUCCUCCCGCGACGGAUACGUGGCCCGGCUCAACCUCCACACGCUGCAGUGGAGCCGAAUCAACUUCUCCAACGAGCCGCCCCAGUUGGCCCAGUCCGCCUUUGAGACGGGCGCGCCACAGGCGGGGGUGGUGGUGGGCGGGGCGCAGCAGACGCUGCGGGGCCCGCGGAUCCUUCAGCGCCUCGUGGUGCUGCGCUUGCGGGAUGAGACCCGACUGAGGGACGGCGACCUGGCGCCGGAGGAGAGUCAAAUCGCCACGGGUGACGACGAGAGUGAUGGGGAGAUGAUGCACGUGCAGCUCCGAAUCCAGAAUGAUCAGGGUGUUCAGCGGGUGGUCUCCAUGCCCGCGGAUUUGCUCGGUGCUCUGCGACGCACCUCGCAAGGCGACAGGGCCAGCGCAGAUGGCUUGCUGCGGCUGCUGCAGAUUGUCACGGACCGCCGAGCGGCGAGUGCUCAAGAAGAGCCUGCCGAAGAGCCUGCCGAAGAGCCUGGUGAAGCGCCGGAGUAAGCGUUCAUUUCGUGCGCG
Molecule: messenger RNA, 1732 nt
Organism: Effrenium voratum
Lineage: Eukaryota; Dinophyceae; Suessiales; Symbiodiniaceae
Source: the annotation of a GenBank genome assembly